AUGUCGUCGGGUUUCGGAUUUAAAGGCCGCGAGGGCCGAUGCUACCAGUUCUGGAAGGGCGUAGAGCAAUGCAGCAAGGACACGGAAUACUCUGGUCAGUGUGGUAAGCAGGUCGAGGACUAUAUCGAAUGUUUACACCACAGAAAGGAGGAGCUCAGAUGUAUCGGACGCGGCAGCUACGGGUCUGCAUACCUUGUACAAGACCGCACGUGCCUGGAGAAUCGUUUUGUGGUUAAAAAGAUUCCAAUGGAGUUACUUUCCGCCAAGGAAAAGGACCAGUCCUUUCAUGAGGUGGAGCUAUUGGCCAAGCUUAAACACCCCAAUGUGGUCGAGUACAAGGAAAAUUUUGUUGCAGAUAACGUGCUGCAUAUUAUAAUGGCUUAUUGUGACGGUGGUGACUUGGCGGACAAAAUCAAGGAGCAGCAUAAGAUUCGAGAACAGAUUGUUGGCCCAGACAACAACUCAAGUGACCCGAGGGGAUAUUUCCCCAUUAGCCAAGUGCUGGACUGGUUUGUGCAGAUGGCCAUGGCAAUCAAGUAUCUGCACGACCAACGUGUAUUACAUCGAGACUUGAAGACCAGCAAUGUGUUCCUCACGACUGAGAAUGUGGUGAAAUUGGGAGACUUUGGCAUCGCCAAGACACUGGAUUCAACGCUAGAUCAAGCAAAGACUGUGGUGGGGACGCCAUACUACAUGAGUCCAGAGGUCUGCGAGAGCAAGCCAUACUCGUACGCAAGCGAUGUGUGGUCUCUUGGCUGUGUUCUGUAUGAGAUGCUUGCCCUGCGGCACGCCUUCGAUGCUUCGAAUAUACUUAUGCUUAUCCUCAAAAUUGUGCAGCAAGACUGUAAUCCGGUACCCCCUUGUUACGGCAAAGAAGUAUCCGAUCUGCUGCACAGACUGCUCGACAAGGACCCAGAGCGGAGGCCUAGUAUGGAAGAAAUUUUCGCAAUGCCAUACAUCCGCCACCACAUGCAGGGACUCGUAGCCUCAGGUGGCUCGCUAAAGGUUAAGGUAAUAAACCCGCUGGCACGGAGACCGCAAUAUGGUUCAGCUUCUGCACGUGGUAGACGCCGACUGCAUUCUAAAAACCUAUCUGCUCGGCGCUCGUCUGGGGAGAAAAAGCAGCUACGAUCGGCUCAGACAGCUUUUUCACAGGUAGCACCGAUGCAGUGGAUACCGAUUCAACCUUUCACUGCAGAUACCGAUCAUUUAGACACAUGCAACGAGCCUGAACGAUUGGACUCAAGCAUUUUACAACAGUCACAACUAAGCUUUCGGCUACCAGAGCGAAACACCACACUAGAGCCGCAAAUUACGACAGAGGAGAAACCACAUCCAGUUGCGAUAGAAAAGCAUGGGUUGAUGCCUGAUGAAGAAGUAGAUGAAGACUCAUUAAACUCCAUGCCGACGGCGGUAUGGCCACAACCUCGGCUGGCAUCUAGAGAGAGAAAGUUGUUUGCAUGGGGGCAAGGUGAAAGCAGUAAGAAACCACACGCGAAUGGCAGUGCCCGUUCCAGUAGUAACGAAGCCGAUGAUGAUGACUCGCAAUUUCAGGAAAAGGAGCUCAUGAAUCCAAAUUUUCAGAGCGAGUAUAGUGAUGAAUGCAUAGACAGCUUUCAGAAUUACUACAGCUCCAAGGACACUAAGGAGAACUGCAGUCCUAGUAAGCGCGAGUUACGACAACCUGAAAUUCUCAGACAAAGAGGGAUGGGGAAUCUCAGAACGCCAUUUCACCAACCUCUGUCUUGUGUAUCAAACGACGUUAAUGCGGAGGAUACUCGAGUACCCAAGUUUAGUGAGAUCUCCAUGAUGCGUGAGCUGGAGCUAGAUGGAGAUAGUGAUGAUGACGAUAGAUCCACUGACACAUCACUGGGUGAGUACGAGGCAGAAGAGAACUUUUACAGCGAUGACUCCUCUGACUUCCAUGAUCACAGCGGGACGCAAUACAGCGACGACUUCGAAGACGCCGACGCUGAAGUCAUUGAAUAUGCGGACGGUGAGUUCAACAGUGAAGGAGAGGGACACGAGAAGGAGCACCAUAUAUUUACUACAAGAGAAGAAGGCGAGGGAGUCGCUUCUCACUGGGACGACUUUGUAAGCACAACUGCUGGCUACAGACCUACAGGAGAUGAUGACAACUGUCACUUUGCGCGUAUUGAAGGUCCUGCUGAGGCACAGUGGGUCAUUCGGAAGGUUGCGCAGAGCUUGAUGCUCACUACAGAUGACUUACACCCACAGCAAGCUGCAUAA
Messenger RNA from Peronospora farinosa, 2250 nucleotides. NCBI's taxonomy places the organism in Eukaryota, Oomycota, Peronosporomycetes, Peronosporales, Peronosporaceae. The record is from the annotation of a GenBank genome assembly.